AUGCUCUGCAACUCUUUAGCUGCCGGCGUCAUCGCCUUUGGCUUGCCCACCUUCGCGUCGGCCAGCUUAAUUUUCGCUUCCUCCUACAAUUUAGACGCUGCGGAUGGGUUUGUCAGCACGAUCAAGUAUACGGACGGGAAGCUUGAAGUCAUCAACAACCAGCAGGGUAUCUGUGGCGCCAACCCGUCAUGGUUGGAGUUUGUCGGCGAUCACAUCUAUUGCCUCGAUGAGAUUUGGAAUAAAAAACCUAAUUCGGAUAGUGUGGGCGCCCUCUAUGCCUUGAAGGCCACCAGAGAUGGCACAAAACUCACGGAGAGCAAGAGGCUGGAGGCGCUGGGUGGCCCAGUGAGCACCGUCCGCUUUGGACAGAGGCUUAAGGGACUGGCUGUUGCCGCAUACGGAGGAGGAGGUUUUCAGACCUUCGAUAUCUCGAAUCCCGACGCCCCCCAGGUUGUUAACUCAAGCUCAUUCACAAUCACGCCAAAACCUGGCGCGAUUGCGCAGCAGGGUGUAUCACACGUUCAUCAUGUCAUUCUGGACCCUACUGGCGACUUCAUCGCAGCGCCUGACCUUGGCGGGGAUCUCAUCCGCAUCUUCAAGGUAGACAAGAAAACCUUGGAAUAUGUUGAAUCCACAACAAUUCCGACACCCGAUUUUUCGGGUCCAAGGCAUGGUGCUUUCGUUAAGCUCGAGUCUGGAACUUACUUCUAUGUCGUCACCGAACUCUCCAACGAGAUUAUUGGGUGGAAGGUUAACUACAAGGCCGACAGCCUUGAGUUUGACCAAAUCUUCAUCGCCCCAACCCACGGCCCCGACACCAAGGUUAACAACACCAUUGUCAAAGCUGCAGAGCUCAUUAUCUCGCCCGAUAACAAGUUCCUGCUGGUAUCAUCACGUCUCGAAGAGAGCGCAGGCCAAAUCGACAUUCCCAAUCCGGAGACCAAUGCGGGACAGAUCAAGUCAGACCCUCUCAUCAACUGGGCAAUCCAGGCAGACGGUACCAUCAAGCUCCAACAGAUUUUCCCUGCGGGUGGUAUCAACCCGCGCCAUUUCUCCCUCAACAAAGACGGCUCCCUCGUCUUGACCGCGUUGGUGACUGAUGGCCGUGUUGCGCUUAUCGAGCGUAACGUGCAGACUGGAAAUCUCACAAAGAUUGUCGGUGCUGUUAAAAUCAUCGGUGGACAGCCCAACUUUGCCAAGUUCAAGGAGGAUACGAAGUGCGCCUAA
Sordaria macrospora k-hell is the source of this 1227-nucleotide messenger RNA. RefSeq lists its product as uncharacterized. The record is from RefSeq and is a predicted model, not a curated record. Gene Ontology annotation, molecular function: protein binding; 6-phosphogluconolactonase activity. Lineage: Eukaryota; Fungi; Ascomycota; Sordariomycetes; Sordariales; Sordariaceae.